GGACUUACUGUGGGGCUGAUGGUUACCAGCACAUCUGUCCCUUUCUCCUCUUUCCUUUCUUCCUCCUCUCCUUCUCCUCUACUCUUCUUCCUCCUUCGUUCCUUCAACCGACACUCUGCAACACCUUGUCUUCGACUCCACUGCCGACCUAUCUUGAUUAGUGGCCAACAGAGUAACGCAGCGUACCUGACACUGUCUCAGAUAAAUAAAGUAGAAUCACUACUUUCCAGCCAUGGCCACCAACGUACUUGACUCUCUUGGUGUGGCAACACUGAGCAACCAUUGGACAACACUCUUGGCCUCUGCCCUUGUCUGCAAUAUCAUUGUGCAGCUUUCAGGGCUGAUCAGCCCGAUGCUAUUCCCAGGCACAUAUCCCAAGCUACAGGGGGCCAAGAAACUGAACUGGGAUGUUCAUGUGGUGUCUUCUGUCCAUGCGAUCACCAUCGUCCUACUAUCGGCCCCAUUGCUAUGGAACGAGACGUUGAUAAAGAACAAGGUCUUUGGAUACGACUUUUACGCUGGCCAGGUCUAUGCAGUUGCAUGCGGAUACUUCCUCUGGGACACGCUCCACAGCAUCCGCUACAUGAAGGAGUUUGGUAUUGGAUUUGUCUUUCAUGGAAUCUGCUCAUUCGGCGUCUUUAUCUUCAGCUUCAGACCGUUCCUGCAGUACUAUGGGAGUGUCUUUUUGAUGUUUGAGUUGAGUACACCGUUCCUCAAUAUUCACUGGUUCAUGGAUAAGUUGAGCAUGACAGGAAGCAUAUACCAGCUCAUCAACGGUAUUAUCCUGCUGGCAGUUUUCUUUAGCGCCAGGAUCGUCUUUGGCCUGUACAUGUCCUAUCAUGCCUAUGUCAGCGUGAUGGAUGUUCUGCAUCAGGUCCCUUGGCACCUAAUCAUAAUUUACUCGGCAGCAAACGUGGUCCUAAACAGCCUGAACUUGUUCUGGUUCUACAAGAUGAUCGAGUCGCUUAUGAAGCGAUUUAAGCCAAGUAAGGCUGACGUUAAGAAGGCGAGAGCAACCAAGGCUAAACGUGUAGAGUAAUUUGUCGCGUCUGAGUGCCUAGGGAACAAUUGUGUCUUUAUUUAACAUCCGUCAUUACGACGCGUACCAAGCGUACACUACAAUUUAUGUUCGAUCUGCAACGUUGGUUAAAAUAAAUCGAUGUAUAAUCCUAUAGUUGAACUGUUAGUAGAGUCCGCGACGCAAAACAAUGGGCCAGCGAUAGUACACUCAUAGUUUCAGUCUAGCCCAAAGCUGGC
Messenger RNA from Gamsiella multidivaricata, 1257 nucleotides. RefSeq names its product DUF887-domain-containing protein. The record is from RefSeq and is a predicted model, not a curated record. NCBI's taxonomy places the organism in Eukaryota, Fungi, Mortierellomycota, Mortierellomycetes, Mortierellales, Mortierellaceae. Gene Ontology annotation, cellular component: endoplasmic reticulum; membrane. Gene Ontology annotation, biological process: lipid homeostasis. The transcript is spliced from 5 exons. The coding region runs from base 233 to 1039 and encodes 268 amino acids.